Messenger RNA from Symphalangus syndactylus (siamang), 2910 nucleotides. RefSeq names its product succinate-CoA ligase GDP/ADP-forming subunit alpha (gene SUCLG1). NCBI's taxonomy places the organism in Eukaryota, Metazoa, Chordata, Mammalia, Primates, Hylobatidae. The record is from RefSeq and is a predicted model, not a curated record. Gene Ontology annotation, biological process: tricarboxylic acid cycle. Gene Ontology annotation, cellular component: mitochondrion; succinate-CoA ligase complex (ADP-forming). Gene Ontology annotation, molecular function: succinate-CoA ligase (GDP-forming) activity; succinate-CoA ligase (ADP-forming) activity.
GGGCCUGGGAGUGUCAUUGGCGGAUGACCGCAACCCUUGCCGCUGCCGCUGACAUCGCUACCAUGGUCUCAGGCAGCAGCGGCCUCGCCGCCGCCCGUCUCCUGUCGCGCAGCUUCCUCCUGCCACAGAAUGGAAUUCGGCAUUGUUCCUAUACAGCUUCUCGGAAACAUCUCUAUGUUGAUAAAAAUACAAAGAUUAUUUGCCAGGGUUUCACUGGCAAACAGGGCACGUUUCACAGCCAGCAGGCAUUGGAAUAUGGCACCAAACUCGUUGGAGGAACCACUCCAGGGAAAGGAGGCCAGACACAUCUGGGCUUACCAGUCUUUAAUACUGUGAAGGAGGCCAAAGAACAGACAGGAGCAACGGCUUCUGUCAUUUAUGUUCCUCCGCCUUUUGCUGCUGCUGCCAUUAAUGAAGCUAUUGAGGCAGAAAUUCCCUUGGUUGUGUGUAUCACUGAAGGAAUUCCCCAGCAGGACAUGGUACGAGUCAAGCACAAACUGCUGCGCCAGGGAAAGACAAGGCUAAUUGGGCCCAACUGCCCUGGAGUCAUCAAUCCUGGAGAAUGUAAAAUUGGCAUCAUGCCUGGCCAUAUUCACAAAAAAGGAAGGAUUGGCAUUGUGUCCAGAUCUGGCACCCUGACUUAUGAAGCAGUUCACCAAACAACACAAGUUGGAUUGGGGCAGUCUUUGUGUGUUGGCAUUGGAGGUGAUCCUUUUAAUGGAACAGAUUUUAUUGACUGCCUCGAAAUCUUUUUGAACGAUUCUGCCACAGAAGGCAUCAUAUUGAUUGGUGAAAUUGGUGGUAAUGCAGAAGAGAAUGCUGCAGAAUUUUUGAAGCAACAUAAUUCAGGUCCAAAUUCCAAGCCUGUAGUGUCCUUCAUUGCUGGUUUAACUGCUCCUCCUGGGAGGAGAAUGGGUCAUGCCGGGGCAAUUAUUGCUGGAGGAAAAGGUGGAGCUAAAGAGAAGAUCUCCGCCCUUCAGAGUGCAGGAGUUGUGGUCAGUAUGUCUCCUGCACAGCUAGGAACCACGAUCUACAAGGUGAGCUCCAACAGUGGCCCAAGUGCUCUGAGGUUGCAGGCUUUCUCUGUGUGUGGCCACAAUGGGUACCUGGAAAUCAUGGCCUUUGCUUCUGGGACUUAAUUGGUUUUCUGACGUGCAGCUUAAUAGUUUGAAUCAACUCUAUUAAUGUCCUAGUGCCCUAAUUAGGCAUGACCAGGAAUAAUGUUCUUAUUUUAAAGCUUUCUUCUUUAAAUAUUGGGAUUUUUAUUUUUGUAAGUGGCAAGAUACAACAUACACAAAAAGCAUCUUGAAGAUCAUAAGUGUCAUGAUUUCCAUUUUGGGGGUUUGGAAGGUAGCUGUGCAGAGAACUGCUUCAUGUUUUGUUACUUGUUUUUUCCUUUGGGAUAUAGCCACCCUGACCCCAUGGGUUUCUGUUUCUAGGGAGAGGAGGUUGGAGGCUGAGUAACAAGAAAUGGAAAUUGGAUGAAGAAGGAGUUGGGGUGGAGGGAGAUCUAAAGAGGAUGGGGAGAUUGGCCCUGGCUAUGUUGUGAUACCAUUGUUAACCAUUUUUUUGGUUUGUUUUUGUUUUUUUUUGUUUGUUUGUUUUGCUUUAACUUUUUUAAUAGGACAUUAUGGGUUAAAAUAUUCUAAGUAAUUUGAUGUCUUUUAUAAUCUCUUUGCACUGAUUUUCAGCUUGUCUCUUUGAGUGAUAAUUUAAGGCUCUCUCUCCCUUAUUAUUUUUAUGAUGGUAUACCCCUGCCACACACACCGAAAAAGCAAAAAACAAAAAAUCUCCUCUUAAGCAUGCUGAAAAUAGGUACCAGUUGGUUUCCUAGAAGGGAACAGCAUUCAGAGAGAAUUUCAAAAUCCUGAUUUGUCUCAGGGAUAAAUAAAGUAGACUCCUUUUUUUAUUGCAUCUUUGCAUGAUCCUGCUCUUGGAAUAUAACACUAUGUGCCAAAGUGUUUGAAAGAAAUCUAGGUGCUUAGUGAGAGUGAGAAAUCAUUUUAUUUGAAGGUGGGGGUAAGGAGAAAAGCAAAUGCUUAAAUUCACAUUGGAGAUGUGUGUUACCAUUUUCUUCCAGUAAGUGGCAGCAGGGAUCUACACAUUUUAUCCUAAUAGUUACAAUCUAGAAAAAUAUGAUUUUUGGUAUUGUUUCCUUAAACACUACUUUGCUUAAGGUAUUUGUUUCAGGUAUUUCUAAGGUUCUUGACAUUUUGUUCAAAUCCUUGUAACAAUCUCUCUUUAGCUUUAUUCUCUGAGAAACUGAGCAAACCUGUUUCCAUUGCCUUAUUAGAAGGGUUCAUGUAUAUAGCACUACAGUUUGGAUAAGCACAAUGAAGUUUCUCAGCUCCUAAAAUUAUUGUUAUUAUACUGCUGUGAAAAAAUAAAUAUUAUUCAAAACCUCCCUCUCCGCUUCUGGAUUUAGGAAAUAUAAAGUUGAAGCUCUGCAUCUGUUUCGUGAAAUUCAAGCUGACACAGACUGAUUUUGAAAGCUGUUAUUCUGUGUUCAAACACCCUCAUCCUGGUACAUUUUUCUUCUGUAAUUUGGUUGUUCAGGGGAUCCUAAAGAUAAUAGGUUUCAAAAUCAUUUUGACCAUAAAUGUAAUUUGGAUUUUUUAUCUUUAUUCAUUCCAUCUCUCUUCUCUGUCUCUCUUCUGUUUCUGAAGGAAUUUGAAAAGAGGAAGAUGCUAUGAAAGAAAAAAAAAUUCCCAAAACUGUGAAAUGGAUCAUGUAGACAUGUAACCCAGCAGCAGUUUGCUUCUGUUGUCCACUGAUUAAUCAGCCUAUGUGCCUGACACUGGUCUUGCAGUACAACUGGAAGCCAAAACAAGGUGGAAGAUUUCCUGAAUUAAGAUGUUUUCACCUCAUUGUAUUACAGAGACAGCCAAUAAAUCUACCAUUUGAUUUCAA